This is a messenger RNA of Durusdinium trenchii, 987 nucleotides long. NCBI's taxonomy places the organism in Eukaryota, Dinophyceae, Suessiales, Symbiodiniaceae. The record is from the annotation of a GenBank genome assembly.
AUGGCGCAAAUGGCCGCCGCACAGCCUCCCGUGGAUCCAAAGACGCAAUUGAAUCAUUUUUGUCAGAAGUUUUGCCAGCGGCCUGUGACCAAGAGCGAUAUCUCAUACACCACCAACAAGUUCGGCAACAAGUAUCAAGCAAUUGUGAGGCUUGACUGUGUGCAGGGACAGGAGUAUGCGGGCCACCUUGUGCUGAACCAAAAAGAUGCUGAGAAGUCUGCAGCUGAGCAGGCCAUCAUUGCUUUCUCGCAAAGUGAGUUGCUAGAGCAGCAGACUGCAGCAGACAAGGACAAAAAGAAGAAGAAGCCGACAAAGCUGACCCCGGAGGAACAUGCCCAGAGAAAGGCUAAGCAGGAAGAGGAAGGCAAUCCGGCAGUAACGCCAAAGACAUUGCUGAACGCCUUGGUGAUGAAAAUUAUCAAGCGGUACCUCCAGAAGGGUGAGACUGUUUAUGAGACCAAGACCUAUGCUGGUGGUGGGCAUCAGGCCACGGUGAAAAUCACAGCUUUGCCAGACGAAUGGGGCAGCCGAAUGUGGGCUGGCCAUGUAUGCAACACGAAGCAGAAGGCCGAGCAGAGUGCUGCUGAGAUGGCCUUGGAAUCCAUAAAGCAGGAUGCAGAGCUCAUGAAGGAGUCCGAGAAGCCAAAAGGAAUGGGGAAGGGCGAGAAGGGCAAAGGCAAGGGCAAGGGAAUGUUGUGGGGCCCAUGGUCAUUCGGAUGGUGGAAUGCAAAAGGCUCCGAUCUUCCCCGCAAGCCCGUAAGCACGGAGCCUAUCACUGGCGAAGUCGUCGAGUGGAAGGAUGCCUUUGGGUGGAUCAAACCUGACGUGACUAUCGAUCACAAAGAUGCUGGCCGCCGUGAAGGGAAGAUCUUCGUUGGGAAAUCCGAUGUGCCAGAGGCUCUGAAAAUGGCAGCUGGUGUUAAAGUGAGCUUCGCUGUCUAUGAGGAUAUGAUGGGUCUUGGAGCUCAAGAUUUGCAAGCACUGUGA